Maniola jurtina (meadow brown) is the source of this 1512-nucleotide messenger RNA. RefSeq lists its product as uncharacterized. Gene Ontology annotation, biological process: negative regulation of G2/M transition of mitotic cell cycle. The record is from RefSeq and is a predicted model, not a curated record. Lineage: Eukaryota; Metazoa; Arthropoda; Insecta; Lepidoptera; Nymphalidae. The transcript is spliced from 5 exons. The coding region runs from base 106 to 1395 and encodes 429 amino acids.
ACAGACCACUUCUGUAAUCCCAUAGAUAUGUAUGUAAUCCGGUUUUGAUUUAAUUCUUAGAUAACCUAAAAGUUGUGCUUUUAAGGCUCGCAAUAACCUGAGAAAAUGCCUGAAGACACAAAGAAAAAUCAGCAAAAGGGUAAACAUGAGCCCAAGGAUCAGAGGAAACGUCGGGGCAGACAACAUGCAGCUCCUAUCGAGAAGAAAGUUGAAAAAGAGCCUGAACCACCCAAAGUUACAGCCCCAGAAAAGCCAGCGUAUGAACCUCCUCCACCAGAAUUCUACAAAAGCCUGAAGAGAGAAACUGACGAAAUACUAAAAAUAACUGAAGAAGCUAACAGUAAAUACAAGAAGAAGGAAAUACAAAGUAAUUGGGCCAAGUAUGAAAUGCCAAUAGAGAGUUAUGAAGAAAUCGAUGAACAGGAAAACUUGGGAGCCGAUUAUGAGGCCCUCAUUCAAGCACCUCUUACAGUUGGUGCACAUUUUCAAUUCAAACAUGAGAAAUCUUGGGACAUCACCACGGGCCCCUCGCCAUACGACAAAUAUUUUGAUAUCAAUAUGGAUAACUUAUCAAUAGCUCUCUCUACCAUACCAUUUUAUGAACGAAAUAGCAUUGAUUCAUCAUUCUUUAAUGAGAGUGAUAUCCAAACUAUGAACCAUAGAGCAGCUAAGUAUAAACACAAAUAUUACGGCGACAAAAAGUUUGCCACACCUGAAAUAGAAGCGCAAGAAAAUAUUUUAAAUAGUUUAAAAUCAAACAACAGUAUGGAUUCAAAAAAAAUGGGUGAAGCUAAUGAAUCUGUAGAUGCAAAUGAAGAUAAAAAUGAUAAGAUGCUAAAUCAAUUCAAAGAUAUUAAACUAGAGGAAUGUGAAGAGCCAGAAACAAGUAAAGAAUUAGUAAAUAAAGGUGAAAAUGCUUGUCAAAAUUCAGAAAUAGUAAAUGAAGGCAAAAAUGUUGCUCUAAAUGCAGAAAUCCUAAGUGAAGAUAAAAAAAUAGAAAAUAAUGACACUAUAGAACAAUCAAAUGUUACCACAGAGAAACUAGUAUCUGAAAUAUCCAUAUCGGAACCUAUAGAAAGUUCUUACCAAACUAAAGAUUCAAAUAAGGCAAUGAAGGAAUCAGAAAAUAUUAAAGUUUCUAAUACUUCUAGUGAAACUAAAAGAAGUGAUAGUAAUAAAUUGAUAGACAAUGAUUUGGUACAAAAUAAAGUUGUGAAAAAUAAAGAACCAAAGAUUGAAAAGAAAUCUGAAAUGUUGAAGCCAGAUAUUGUACCAAAAGAAAAAGAAUCUCUCAAAGCACCUAUAUCUCAAAAAGAAGAUAGUCCUACAAAAAAUCCAAUAAUCGAAUCUCCGGAAGACUUAGAAAAAUGGCUCGACGAUUUCUUGGACGGUUGAAGCAGAACUACUUUAGGCUCCUGUGAUAUUAAUUUAUGCUUAUGCAAUAUUGUGUUGAAAUUAUCCCUGUAACUGAUAACUAGUAGAGGUAUAUAAAUUAAACAACAUUUAAAUCGA